Callithrix jacchus (white-tufted-ear marmoset) is the source of this 1278-nucleotide messenger RNA. RefSeq lists its product as uncharacterized. Gene Ontology annotation, cellular component: keratin filament. The record is from RefSeq and is a predicted model, not a curated record. Lineage: Eukaryota; Metazoa; Chordata; Mammalia; Primates; Cebidae.
GAACAGGAGCCCACACUCCCCACCUGACACCAUGACCCACUGCUGCUCCCCUUGCUGCCAGCCUACGUGCUGCCGGACCACCUGCUGCAGGACCACCUGCUGGAAGCCCACCUGUGUGACCAGCUGCUGCAGCACACCCUGCUGCCAGCCCUCCUGCUGUGUGUCCAGCUGCUGCCAGCCUUGCUGCCGCCCAACUUGCUGUCAAAACACCUGCUGCGGGACCACCUGCUGCCAGCCCACCUGUGUGACCAGCUGCUGCCAGCCUUCCUGCUGCAGCACACCCUGCUGCCAGCCCACCUGCUGCGGGUCCAGCUGCUGUGGCCAAACCAGCUGUGGGUCCCGCUGUGGCCAGACCAGCUCCUGUGCACCUGUGUACUGCACGAGAACCUGCUACCACCCCACUUGUGUCUCUCUGCCUGGUUGCCUGAACCAGAGCUGUGGAUCCAGCUGUUGCCAGCCCUGCUGCCGCCCAGCCUGCUGUGAGACCACCUGCUGCAGGACCACCUGCUGCCAGCCCACCUGUGUGUCCAGCUGCUGCCGGCCUUGCUGCUGCUGAUCAGCACUGCCAAGGACCAUCAUCCUCACACAACCUUCUGGCUAUUUUUUCUGAGACAGAGUCUCACUCUGUCACCCAGGCUGGAGUGCAGUAGCAUGAUUUUGGCUCACUGUAACCUCUGCCUCCCCAGUUCAACAAAUUCUCCUGCCUCAGCCUCCCAGCUAGCUGGGAUUACAGGCCUGGCUAAUUUUUUGUAUUUUUAGUAGAGACACAGUUUCACCAUGUUGAUCAGGCUGGUCUCAAACACUUGACUUCAAAUGAUUCACCUGCCUCAGCCCCCCAAAAUAUUGGGAUUACAGGCAUGAGCCACCUUGCCCAGCCCCCACUGACUUAUCUUUCAGGGGACAAAUUUACUUUCAAACACAGAAUGCUCUCACCAAUUUCUUUUAUAAUGUUUCUGCAUGUUAAAAUUCUUGUGAAUAAGCUUGAGGGAGGACAGAGGACUUCAUCUUGAUUCUCUUUUUCCUUACGCUUUGUGGAUCAUGUGCCAGCUUCCUGUGUCCUCAGUUUGGUCUCAGCUUUGACACUAAAGUCAAGAGCUUUAUUCUCUGCUUCUCAGAAAUUUAGAUUUCUGCAACUGAUCCAUAAUAUUCACAAUCAUAUUCUCAUUUUCAAUUUCCUCCUUAUGGUUUUUUACCCUUCUUUCUUCUUUUUACCAUAACUCUGGGUUAUGUCCCUUGUAGCACAGAUUCCCACAUAUAUGUUUCUAAAUAAAUUCUGAA